UCAUUAGUUUGAAAUUUGUAUAUAGUUAAAAUGUUCGGAGUUUGGUUAACAGGGAUAUUUUUUGUUACUAUAACAAUCAGUGCUUCGUAUGGCGAUGACGUGAUUGAAAGCCUUCAGUUCGAUGUGGUGUUUUUAAAAACCCAAAUGAAAGAGCUGACGACGAAGUUGGAUAAAUCAAACAUACUCAUAGAUAACUUGACUAAACGACUGGAAGUUUCCGAAAAGAGGAACGAUGACCUUUUAAACAUACAACUUUCUAGUACUGGAAACUGCACGAAUAGGCAAGAUAGGAAAAGAUUGCUGUUAUCAGACAGUACGUCGACAGGAGUUGCAUUUUCUACAAGAUUGACGAAAACAUUGACCGGUCUUGGUGCACACCAGCCAGUGGUUUUUGAUAUGGUUUUGACAGACACUGUACACGCAUACAACAACAAUGAUGGAAUUUUUUCUGCACCUAUUUCUGGUAUGUACGUGUUUUUUUGGACAACCGCAGUAAGACAAUAUGAGAGAACUGGAUUGGUAGUAGACGGUGUAACUUAUGGCUAUGCUUUAGCCGAUGUUGCAAACGAUGGAGAUGCAGAUUAUGGAAGUGCUUCACAGAUUGUUGUUCUUAAGGUUACUAAGAAUCAACAUGUUUGGAUAAGUGCAUUGAGUGGCAGUGGACUUGAUGGUGAUAAUGAUAAUACAUUUUCUGGAUGGCUUCUAUACCCAUUGGAAUAA
Messenger RNA from Mytilus trossulus (common blue mussel), 720 nucleotides. Its product is annotated as caprin-2-like. The transcript has 4 exons. Gene Ontology annotation, molecular function: protein binding. The record is from RefSeq and is a predicted model, not a curated record. The coding region runs from base 31 to 720 and encodes 229 amino acids. NCBI's taxonomy places the organism in Eukaryota, Metazoa, Mollusca, Bivalvia, Mytilida, Mytilidae.